AUUUAAAAUCGUAAUAUAAAAAUUUUAAAAUUAAAUCAAAAUUAUAUAUAUUACAAACUAGAAAGUGAAGAUAUUUGUUUAAAUAAAAUGAUGCAUAGGGAUUGCUGAGGGUGAGAAUGGAUAAGAAGGUAGAGGUUGUAACAGAUGAAGUUGAUGGAUUGAAAUUCAAAUUAACGGAUGGUGUUGAUGUGGCAAAAGAUGGAAUUAUUUACUUCACAGAUGCUACUUACAAAUACUCUUUAGAGGACCACUUCUUAGACUUGUUGGAGGGUAAGCCUCAUGGUAGAUUCAUCAGUUAUGAUCCAACAACAAACCAAACAAAAGUGAUUGCUCAUAAUCUCUACUUUCCCAAUGGUGUUGCUGUCUCACCAGAUCAACAAUUUGUCAUCUUCUGUGAAAGUUUUCUGAUGAAGUGCAAGAAAUAUUACAUACAAGGCCCUAAGAAAGGUACUAUUGACAAGUUUUGUGACCUACCUGGUGCUCCUGAUAAUAUUCAUUAUGAUGGACAAGGAAACUAUUGGAUUGGAAUAGCCACGGAAUUUACAGCUGGAAUGGAAUUAGCAUACAAAUACCCUUUCAUUCGGAAGGCUGUAAUGAUGUUUUCAAAGUAUAUAAUGAAUCCAAGUUUUGCCAAGAAUGGAGGAGUUAUAGCUGUUGACUUGGAAGGAAACCCAAUUGCUCACUAUUAUGAUCCCAAAUUAUCAUUAACAAGUGGAAUUAAAAUUGGUAAUCACAUUUAUUGUGGCUCCAUUUCCUACCCUUUUAUAAUAAGUCUUGAUGUCAACCAAUAUCCUGCCACUCACUCAACUUGAACAAUAAAAUACAUCUACCUCAUAAGAUUAUAUGAUGUAUGUUAUAUGUUUUUUAAUUAAUCUAUUUUCUGACUA
Messenger RNA from Arachis duranensis, 887 nucleotides. Its product is annotated as protein STRICTOSIDINE SYNTHASE-LIKE 6. The record is from RefSeq and is a predicted model, not a curated record. Gene Ontology annotation, molecular function: strictosidine synthase activity. Bases 117 to 812 code for a protein of 231 amino acids. Lineage: Eukaryota; Viridiplantae; Streptophyta; Magnoliopsida; Fabales; Fabaceae. Gene Ontology annotation, biological process: biosynthetic process. The transcript is spliced from 3 exons.